GAGUAAAGGUUUCCGAACGGAUAGUCAGCGCGCCGCGUACACCGUUGACUACUCGUUGUGUCAACAAUUUUUUGUUGGAUACGUGCGGUCGGUUGGCUGCUAAAAACUUGUGAUAGUGCUGUGAUUGUGAAAUAGUACAAAUGGAUAUUCAAUCUUAACUCGUUCCUGUUUUGUGAAAAGUGGUAUAUUAAUACGUAUCAAAUACUUGGUCACGAUGAUAGACAAGCAGCUGGUGUGGGUGCGCGACCCCACGGACGGGUUCGUCCUGGCGCGCAUCCAGGAGCUGAUGGGCGAGGAAGUAGACGUACUGCCUCUGGAUAACAAGCAUCCUCGUCGAGUGUGCAGCUUUGAGGAUGUCAUGCCUGCUGGAGAUCCUGCCAAGGAUGUCGAUGACAAUUGCGAACUAAUGUUUCUUAACGAGGCCACACUUCUGAACAACAUGGUGGAGCGCUACAAAAAGAACAAAAUAUACACAUACGUGGCGAACAUACUGCUGGCAGUGAACCCGUACCGCGACCUACCAGACAUGUACUCUUCGGCAACUAUCAAGCGUUACCAGGGCAAAUCCCUGGGCGAGUUGCCGCCGCACGUCUUUGCCGUCGCCGACAAAGCAUUUCGUGACAUGAAAUCACUGAAGCAGUCGCAGUCCAUUAUAGUGUCGGGCGAGUCCGGUGCGGGCAAAACGGAAUCUACCAAGUACAUACUGAAGUAUCUUUGCGACCUGUGGGCUAAGGGAGCCGGGCCUGUUGAACAGAAGAUUCUAGACGCUAACCCAAUUCUAGAAGCCUUCGGUAACGCCAAAACAACACGCAACAACAACAGCUCCCGCUUCGGUAAAUUCAUGGAGGUCCACUUUAGCGCCAAAUACCAAGUAGUCGGCGGGCACAUCUCCCACUACCUCCUCGAGAAGUCCAGGAUAUGCACUCAGAGUGCUGAAGAGAGAAAUUACCACGUGUUUUACCUGCUGUGCGCUGGUGCUCCACAGGAGUUGAGGGCGGCGCUGAAGAUUACCAAACCUGACGACUACCACUACCUGAAGAACGGUUGUACGCAGUACUUCACGACGCCGGAGUCCGACAAGAAGCUGUCCGCCGCGCAGAAGUCGCAGCAGCAGCAGGCCAAGGGUGGCCUGCGGGACCCCAUACUGGACGACGUCGAGCACUUCCAGGCUCUCCACCAGGCCCUAACCCGCGUCGGUCUAUCAGACGCCGAGAAGAAAUCAGUGUACUCCGUAGUAGCCGCCGUGCUGCACCUCGGGAACGUGCAGUUCGAGGAGGAGGGCGGCGCGCGAGGCGGCUGCCACGUGGCGCCCGCGUCGGAGCCGGCCCUCGCCGCGGCGGCGCGCCUGCUGGGCGUCGACGGCGGCGAGCUCCGGAUGGCGCUCGUGUCGAGGCUGAUGCAGAGCUCCAGGGGAGGGAUGAAGGGGACCGCUAUUAUGGUCCCUCUAAAGACGUACGAAGCAGUGUCGGCGCGGGACGCGCUGGCCAAGGCGGUGUACAGCCGCCUGUUCGACUACAUCGUGCACCGCAUCAACGCCUCCAUCCCCUUCCAGGCCUCGGCCUACUAUAUCGGAGUACUCGACAUUGCUGGCUUUGAGUACUUCCAGAUGAACAGCUUCGAGCAGUUCUGCAUUAACUACUGCAACGAGAAGCUGCAGCAGUUCUUCAACGAGCGCAUCCUCAAGAACGAGCAGGAGCUCUACAAGCGCGAGGGGCUCGUCGUGCCCGAGGUGCGCUUCAGCGACAACCAGGACUGCAUAGAUUUAAUCGAAAGCAAGAACCACGGCGUUUUCCAUCUCUUGGACGAAGAAUCCAAGCUGCCGAAGCCGGAGUUUGGUCACUUCACACACUCCGUGCACAAGCAGCUAGGCGCCAAUAAUUCAAGAUUGCAGCUACCUCGCUCCUCCCGCCUAAAGGCACACCGAACUCUGCGAGAUGACGAGGGAUUCCUUCUGAGGCAUUUCGCAGGCGCCGUCUGUUACAAUACUAGCCAAUUUAUAGAGAAAAACAACGACGCCCUUCACGCUUCCUUGGAGUUCCUCGUCCAAGAGUCCGGUAGCGCGCUGGUACAGCAGCUGUUCCAGACCACAGACAACAACAACGCCAAGGGCAAGCUCAACUUCAUAUCCGUGGGCGCCAAGUUCCAGAGCCAGCUGUCGCAGCUCAUGGACAAGCUGAAGCAGAACGGCACCAACUUCGUGCGCUGCAUCAAGCCCAACUCGCGCAUGGUGGGGCUGGCGGUGGAGGGCUCGCUGGUGCUGACGCAGCUGGAGUGCAGCGGCACCAUCGCCGUGCUGGCGCUCAUGGAGCACGGCUUCCCGUCGCGCGCGCCCUUCCACGACCUGCACCACAUGUACAGCCAGUUCCUGCCGCCCAGGCUGCGCACGCUGUCGCCGAAACUGUUCGCGGAGGCCAUAGUGCACAGCAUGGGGCUGUCCACCUCGGACUACAAGUUCGGCAUCACGCGCGUGUUCUUCCGGCCCGGCAAGUACUCGGAGUUCGACACCAUGAUGCGCUCCGAGCCGGAGAACCUGCGCGCCGUCAUCCACAAGGUGCUCGCCUGGCUCGUCAAGUCGCGCUGGAGGAGGUCCAUAUUCGCCGUGCUGUCUAUUAUUAAACUAAAGAACAAGAUCGUGUACCGGCGGCAGUGCCUGGUGAGGAUCCAGAAGGCCGUGCGCGGCCACCUGGUGCGGCGCCGCCACCUGCCGCGGCUCCGGGGGCUCGCCAAGAUACGCGCUCUGGAACACAGCCUCCAGGACAUGGAAGCAGUCAGUCAGCAACUGAAGAAAGAAAAAGAUCAGGCUCUGAAGAACAUCGACGGUUUAAGGAACAGUAUUAGGAAUGCGUGUGGAACAAUCAAGACCAACGACAAGAUCAGCCGCGCAGAGAUAGACCAGCUCUUCACGAAGCUAACGAAGGACAUCGAAGUGCAAAUGGCGACGCUGCAGAAAGCCAUGGUCGACCAGAAGAACAGGGAAGAGCAGGAGCGAUUACGCAAAAUCGAGGCGGAGAUGCGCGCCGCCGAGGAAGCCAAGCGGCUCGAGCUCGAGCGGCAGCGCCAGGAGGAGGAGCAUCGCCGACUGAAAGCGGAAAUGGAAGCGCGGCGGAAAACGGAAGAAGCCGAGCGGCUGCGACAGGAGGAACAAGAUCGGCAGCAGGCGCUGCUGAUGCAGCAACAGCUCGAGCAAGCCGCGCAGGCUGACCGCGACAGCCGGGAAAGGUUGGAGCAGGAGCGUCGAGACCACGAGAUGGCCGUGCGGUUAGCUAAGGAGACCAACGGGCACGUGGAGGGCUCGCCGCCGCAGCUACGCAGUUUCCCAACAAUGGACACAGUGAAUGGAGAAAAUAAGUUGAACAGAUCCGAGCGAGUUAGGAUGCAGCAGGCCAUGCAGGGCAAGCAGAAACACGACUUGUCCAAGUGGAAGUACUCCGAGUUGAGGGACACCAUCAACACGUCGUGCGACAUCGAGCUUCUAGAGGCAUGCCGACACGAGUUCCAUCGGCGCCUGAAGGUGUACCACGCCUGGAAGGCCAAGAACGCGCGCAAAACGACCAUGAACGAGCAGGAGCGGGCGCCGCAAAGCAUCAUGGACGCAGCCAAGACUCCCCGCCUGGCAGCCAAAGGCGACGUGCUCGGGGCGCGGCACCGCUACUUCCGCAUCCCCUUCGUGCGGCCCGCGGCGGCCGACCGGCGCGGCUGGUGGUACGCGCACUUCGACGGCCAGUACGUCGCGCGCCAGAUGGAGCUGCACCCCGACAAGGCGCCCGUGCUGCUGCAGAGCGGCGUGGACGACAUGCAGAUGUGCGAGUUAAGCCUGGACGAGACGGGGCUGACGCGCAAGCGCGGCGCCGAGAUCCUCGAGCACGAGUUCGAGCGCGAGUGGGCGCGCCACGGGGGCGCCCCCUACCACAACAACAGAUAGGUACCCAAUAAUCGUGGCGGACAUCAAGAAAACGUGACAUAAACAGCGAAACGCAACGUAUCAUAAUAAUUUAAUUAACAACUAAUUCUAUCUUAGUAGAAUUAGUAGAGUACAUUAUAGACCUACACAAAACUUAGUGCUUUUCGAUGUGCCUUCACAGGUUCCUAGUAUCAUAAACAUCAAAGUGCAAUAAUUAGGCUUGGGAAUUUUUGUAGAACACUGUAUCGUAAGAGCCAUGGAGUCUUUUGUAACAAAAUAUUUUUAAUGGUUACAUUGAUAUUAAGAAUUGAAAAAAGUAGUUAGACAUUUGUGGGUAUGUAUUUAAUAAGAUAGCCAUUAUAUGGUAAGACUAACGCUUUUCAUGAGUUAAAGAAAUCUUUAGUUAAGUAUACUGAUUAAUGCGUGAGAAAAGAGCCUCCACUUCUCAAUAACGAAAUCAAUUAUUUCAAUUAUUUCGAUCUUAUAUCUACUAUAUCAACUCCAUGAUAUUUCUGUACAACAUAUUGCUACAAAAAUUCCUUAAUCGAGCAACUUUACACAAAUUUAGAUGCAUUAUCUAGCUAUCAUUUCAUUCAAGUAGGAGAUUACAUACGAGUAUAAGUUUAUUGUAAAAAAAAAAAAACAAAUGAAUUAUACAUUAUUUGUAUCACUUUGAAGUACAAUGAAUUCAUUAGUUGAUGUUUUAAAUUACAGUGUAGCUCCUAGUUCGAAUGAAACGGUUGUAGAAAUUAAUGCAUAAAUCGUUUACAUUUGUAGUUGUUAAAUAAAUAAAUUACAUAUUACUUAAUAAUAGUAAUUUAAUAAUAGACAAAAGUAUAAAACUUAUUUCAAAAAGCUAAUAAGGUGCUGGAAAGGAAAUAGCAGCUAUUUUAUAAAAUAUAUGUGUAUGUCUAGCGGGUGAUGAGAUAAAAGAAAAUCUACUUAUACAUUUUACAGCUACUACUUAUACUUCGUGUUUGAUCAGUGUAGUUAGCGCAAUGUGUAUUAUUGAAACGUAUGAAAGUAUUUUAACAGUAUUUAUUUUAUUUGUACAUUCCUUUAAUAAAACAUUUCCCAACAAAAACGUCCAUACAUUCCUAAUCGAAGACUUGUACAACUUUUUUUAUAGUUUUGGUAUUGUUUUAUGAAGUACAAUUGUACAUAUAAUCAUACCGUGUGCCUUUUAAAGUUAUAAGCCAGAAUACUGCUAUGUAUUUAUGUAAUGUGUAUGCUUUACCAAAUAAAAGUAACGUGAAUUUGAAUAA
Messenger RNA from Cydia pomonella (codling moth), 5166 nucleotides. It is a transcript of the gene jar, whose product is annotated as myosin heavy chain 95F. Gene Ontology annotation, biological process: endocytosis; vesicle transport along actin filament; actin filament organization. NCBI's taxonomy places the organism in Eukaryota, Metazoa, Arthropoda, Insecta, Lepidoptera, Tortricidae. Gene Ontology annotation, cellular component: endocytic vesicle; myosin complex; actin cytoskeleton. The record is from RefSeq and is a predicted model, not a curated record. Bases 215 to 3922 code for a protein of 1235 amino acids. Gene Ontology annotation, molecular function: microfilament motor activity; actin filament binding; ATP binding. The transcript has 27 exons.